This is a messenger RNA of Priapulus caudatus, 2628 nucleotides long. RefSeq names its product zinc transporter 9-like. Gene Ontology annotation, molecular function: monoatomic cation transmembrane transporter activity. Gene Ontology annotation, biological process: zinc ion transport. Lineage: Eukaryota; Metazoa; Priapulida; Priapulimorpha; Priapulimorphida; Priapulidae. The transcript has 16 exons. The coding region runs from base 1 to 1668 and encodes 555 amino acids. The record is from RefSeq and is a predicted model, not a curated record.
AUGCAUGAGCCUGUACUUGAUUCGCACCAUCCUGGGAAUUUUUUUAAGAUAAUAAUCUGUUUUGGCACUAUUAUAGGAUGCCGCAGAAGUCGAUUGUCGGUUGUUAACAACGAAUCAAGCCUCGCCCAGUGGAGCAGAAGUUAUCUUUACAAGCAUCAUCAUGGUUUUACGAUUCUUCACAAGAAUCGUUAUGGCUUCCUCUUGGUAACAGCAGUGUCGAGGGGGUUUUCCACAGAUAGUGAUAAUAAAGACCCUACAUCUAAAGAGCAGGUAACGGGCAAAGCUCAGAAUGAUCCUGUGAUAUUAUCAAGCACGACCGAAGAAGCUGCAUCGGACAGUGCGACACCAAAUGCAGCAAAAACACUCAAUAAAGAACCUGUUCAUGUAGAAACCAUAGUCAAAGUCGUUCCCAGAAAGCGCGGAAAAAAGAUUGAUUAUGCGAAAACCUAUACUGCUAAUAAUACGCUGACCGCGUAUCGGGCUAUGACUGAAUACUUGCUCCAAACAAGUGACUUGGAGGGGUUGAGAAAGACAAUGCGACGAAGCCCUUACGACGAUAAGCCAAUAACUGUGUAUCUCCGCUCCGAUGUAGAGGCCAGGUCGAUAGAGAAGUGGGGGUCACUGGAAAAUCUUACUGUGCAAUUACGGAGCAGACGAGAUGUCUAUGCUCAUGCUAGUCAACAGUUGAACCUGAUCAAACGUGCUGUGAAAGAAUACAGGCAUUUAGUAAACACCAGCCAGGAUGCUAAGGGAAUGCCCUUCCUCUUCCAGGCUCAUGACAGAAAGCCAGAUAAGCCAGAAUCCAUGAUGCAGACUGGAACAGGAAAAGUUGUAGUCAUGGCAGCUGCGAUAAAUUUUGCCAACUUCAUGUUCAAGAUGGCAGCAUGGCUGUAUACGGGUUCCCACUGUAUGUUUUCCGAGAUGAUUCACUCAAUGGCCGACACUAUCAACCAGAGGCGAUGUACGCUGAUUAUGGCUACAAACGAACUCCGAAGAAAAGCGAAGAAGGCUGGAGUGAGCUUCGCCAACUAUGUGAUGCGCGGCGAGGACCCGAACGUGAACGUCGUGCUGACCGAGGACACCGCGGCGGUGGCCGGCAUCGGCAUCGCGGCCGCCUGCAUGGGGCUGACCGUCUACACGGGAAGCCCGACCCCCGACGCGAUCGGCUCACUCGUCAUCGGCGGCGUGCUCGGCAUGGUUGCCGGAUUCAUCAUCUACACAGUAUGUAUUGCUGAAUUUUUAUUUACAAUUGACAUUUGCUUAAUUUAUCCCAUUAAAUACUUAAUUCCUGUGACGUUUGCCGUAUUCAUUUGCAGAUCCAUCGAUCUGGGUCGUCAGGAUAAGAUAUGCAAAGAACUAGAGAGCGACGUUGUCAUUAGAGCGAUCCAUGAUGUUAAGGCAACUGAUAUGGGCGCCAGUCAGGUUCGUUUUAAGGCCGAAGUGGAUUUCGAUGGCCACGCAAUCACUCAGUCUUACCUCGACCGGAUAGACCUGGAGGAUAUGCUGAAGGAAUUACAAAAGAUAACGACAAUAGAUAAACUGGAAGCAUUCAUGACCAAACACGGAGAGAACAUAAUAGACAGGCUGGGAAUGGAGAUCGAUCGAAUAGAGGCAGAGCUUAAGAAACGACAUCCCGAAGUUAGACACGUCGAUUUGGAGGUGCUUUGAUGUGGUAAACACGGCAACAGUUACCGAGAAUGCUGUCCUUCUAAAUUACUUUGCCAGAACUGUUAGUGAGAUAGAGCAGUUUGUUACAUAGGAUAUAAUUUUCUCCUAGGACAUUAAAACUUAGUUUGAUACUAGUGAAUAGUAUCGAGGUGAGCAAUGAAGGUUAUUUCAUAUGCUUCAGCAUGGUUGCAUACUGUUAUGUGCAGGUGAAUGUGUUAUGAGCUUUUUACUGUCUACGGCAGGAUCGGGGUGGGUGGUCAACUACGUGCCACUUGUGUGCGUGUGUGUGUGUGUGCGUGUGUGUGCGUGUGUGUGUGUGAGGAGGCCAGCUAUUUGAUAGGCAGAACCACCAGUAACUUUAAUAAAUUUAUUACGAAAGCAUAGUGGAAGCAAAGUGGGUUCUCGCUGGAAUCUCAUGCCAUCGGUCAUGGACUUGAUAGCCUUACAAGUUUGCGGAUGCGUUCACUAACACGUGCUUUCUUAGCAACAGGGUACGUUUAGUCGCAGUCGUUUCUGGGCAUAGUUUUUAAGCAAGCAGUAGCAAGUUCUAGCAAAAAGUUUCCAGUGGUUUUGCUCAUAUGAUGUCUGUUCCAUUGGCUGUUAUACUGUGAUGUACUCUAACACGUGUCCUCAUUGAUGUUGCUUGAGUCAUGAUGUAGAGAGAUACGUACUGUAAUCAAUUUAGUGCUAGCAGUCACCUACAUAACGGCCACCUGUCUAUAAAGGACAAUUGUUAUUUCCCUUAAGUGGCCUGAGGUUUGAAUGUAUAAUAAUUCUACCAUAAUAACUAAGUAAAAUAUGUCACUUCUGUCUCUCUAAGUUUCUAUAUAAUUUUUCAUUAUAACGUGUUACACUGUGAUUAAAAGAUGAGUGUUCCCUAUGAUGUCAGCAAUGGUGAUUUUUAUAUUUGGUGAAUUGUAAUGAAUCAAUAAAUUAAAAUAAUUUAAUAUAAUCACUAAA